ACAAAUAUCCAAAACCGUCCCAAUUAUUUACCAUUCUCCUGAAAUUCUAGGGUUUCUCAUCUUUUUUCUCUCAAUAAAUUCCUUCAGAUUUCCAAAAUCAAAACAAUUCAAUUCCUUAAAUCAACACAUAUGCAACCUCCAAACAUAUUCCAAAUUCAUCCAGGAUUCAUAUAAUAGCCACUUUUUCCCAUUCAAAAAAACAGCUAUUAUAUUAAUAUUUUGCCUUGUUUAUUGACUUGAUAAUGAUAAUAUCUUCAUUCCUUCGUUUCACUUCAUCCUUUAUGUUCAACAAACUUACAAAUCUUCGUGUUUUUGGUCCUGGAUUGAACCCUUUUGGUCCUUACAAUUUGGCUAAUCAUUCCUCUCGUUAAACCCCUAAUCUUUUUUUCUGUUGUUAGAUCAUGUAAAAUUGAAGGAUUUCUAAGCAAAUUAUCACUUCUUUUGGGUCUUUUCUGCUAAGACAGAUCAAUCUUGAAAAAGAAUUGUAUUUUUGGUUAGGUUCAAUUAUGUAAAUUGAAGGGUGUUUUAAGCAAAUUAUCAGUUCUUUUGGGUCCUUUUUGCUGAAAACUUUUGUGGGUUUUUCCUAUUUGGAAGAAAUAUCGAUCUUGUUGGGAAAAAAAAAAUCUAUUUUUCUUGUGAUUUUAGGUUCAAUAAUGUAAAUUGAAGGGUCUUUAAGCAAAUUUUCAGUUCUUUUGGGUGUUUUAUACUGAAGGCUUUGUGAGUUUUUCGCGUAAUCGAAAGACAUAUCAAUCUUGUUGGGAAAAAAAAAAUCUAUUUUUCUUGUGAUUUUGGUUCAAUUAUGUAAAUUGAAGGGUGUUUAAGCAAAUUUCAGUUCUUUUGGAUCCUUUAUACUGAAGGCUUUGUGGGUUUUUCGCGUAAUCGAAAGACAUAUCAAUCUUGUUGGAAAAAAAUUGAAUUUUUCAUGUGAUUGAGAUUAUAGUUUUUGGACUUGUUGAUUAGUUUUCGAAAUUACUCUUCCUAUUGCUGGUGAAAGAGUUGAAAGAAAUAUCGCGAGAAAGGAAAGAAAAAAAGGAUUUACUUUCAUUAGGUACUUGUUUGGUGUUAUAAAAGAGAAAAAUGGAGGAGGAACAGAUGGGUUCGAUUAGGCGGUUAAGAAGAAUGCGUUCGACUGCUGGUGAUCGUGAUACGGAUGAUCGUGGUUGGACUCCACUUCAUAUUGUUGCUCGGAAAGGUGACCUCAAACAGGUCAGAAGACUUCUGAAUGAAGGCAUGGAUGCAAAUGUUAUUGCAGGGGGCCCUAAAUCAUUUGGUAUGACCCCACUCCAUCUUGCUGCUAAGGGAGGUCACGUGCGAGUUAUGGAUGAAUUGCUUGAGAGAGGUGCUGAUAUCGAUGCUCGAGCCAAGGGUGCCUGUGCAUGGACCCCUCUCCACCAUGCAGCUAAAGAGAAAAAGAAGAAAGCAAUUAAAUUCUUGAUUAGAAAUGGUGCAUUUUUGCCAGAUGACAUUUCUGACACCAGGUUCAAUCCACCACUCCACUAUUGUCCCGGUCUUGAAUGGGCUUAUGAGGAAAUGAAGCUGCUUCAGCUAGAGAGUUCAUCAUCUGGCGAGGCCUCCUACAGCUCAGAAAACUGAGAUCGAAUUGAAUGCUCCAAGUGUUGAUGUGUGGAGUUCAGGACUCCUCUCAACGUAGUAUCUACUCUAUGUUUAAGUAUUACCGUUGGUCAACUCUAGUGUUGCAUUUGGAUUGUGAGCGUCGAUUUCAUGCUUUACUUCGUUGUGGUUUGCGUGUUUGUUAUUUAGCAAGUAGUUGUUACUGAGACUGUUGUGUCACUGCAGUGAGUAUGCUAAGGAAACAAUGUCUUGUGUUCACCAUCUGGAUGUCUUGUCAUAUUUUGGUGAUGAAUAAAUCUGCUUGGUUGUGUUGAAAUGUCAUUGAGAGAACUUUUCAUAUGUUGAAUAUAUGAUUGUGGGUUUUGUGA
This is a messenger RNA of Lycium ferocissimum, 1940 nucleotides long. Its product is annotated as phytochrome-interacting ankyrin-repeat protein 2-like. Gene Ontology annotation, molecular function: protein binding. NCBI's taxonomy places the organism in Eukaryota, Viridiplantae, Streptophyta, Magnoliopsida, Solanales, Solanaceae. The transcript has 4 exons. The record is from RefSeq and is a predicted model, not a curated record. The coding region runs from base 1078 to 1593 and encodes 171 amino acids.